Molecule: messenger RNA, 498 nt
Organism: Ordospora pajunii
Lineage: Eukaryota; Fungi; Microsporidia; Ordosporidae
Exons: 1
Coding region: 1-498 (165 amino acids)
Biological process (GO): retrograde vesicle-mediated transport, Golgi to endoplasmic reticulum
Molecular function (GO): SNAP receptor activity
Source: RefSeq, a predicted model, not a curated record
AUGGAUGAUCACAUAAACAAAGAGCUUUCAAGAUCCGACUUUUCGUCACUGGAAGAUCUGAAAGAGCACAUCCGUUCUGUCCAGGUAAUGGUGAGUAAAUACGAGAAGCAAAUGUAUGAGUCAGACAGCUACAAUGACUCAUGUAGAAACAAGAUAAGAGAAUGGAGAAACAGGCUUUAUCAGAUUGCACAGGAAAAUAAAAAUGCACAUGAAAGCCUAGAUAAUGUAGAUGAGCUUGAAAAGACAGCAAGGCUAGUUCAUAGGCAAAUCAGUAAAGCCGAUACUAAUCAAAAUGUACUUGAUAAGAGCACAUUGAAGCUCAUGGGCCUGAAUUACACCAGUAAAGAUAUUGAAAAUGCACUUGCAGAAACAAAGAAAAAAAUGAAAAAGAACAAGCAGCAGGAAAGAGUAGAGGUGCUCCUACUAACGGGUGCAUUUGUUCUAUUUGUCUGUGUGUGCAUUCUAAUACUUUUUGACAAGCUUGUUUCGAAAACCUGA